AAAUCAUUACUUACAAACAACACUUAUCUGGACGCAUUUCAAGUACAAUCAUUUGCGAUGGCUACUAUUGGAAUAUCAGGGAAUAACUGCUACACAGACCUCCAUAUUUAUACGGACGCUUACGCAUUACCUGGGAGUAACGAGCAUUACUAUAAUUCGCUACAGCAUACAAAAGCCCCGGCGCCAGCAUCGCACAGUCGAAAAGCUUUACUAAGUAGUAAAUUUUUCAAAAAUUCUAAAUUCUUGGCUGGUGUAAUUUCGUGUGUAGUUUUGGUAGUGUUAGUUUGCAGUUUAUCUGUAGGAUAUGUAAUAGGAAAAGGUGCGUCUGAAAAACGUGAAAGACAGCGUUUAGAAUACCAGGACGCGACGAGAUUUAGAACAAUUACGGGGGAGCCAUUGUCGACAACUUUCGAAAGUGUCACAUCUUAUAUGCCGAAGAGAACAACUGAGAUGAGCAUAUCUACCUAUAGGACAGUAAUUACAACUGGCAGAAUCUCCACCGUAAAAGCUAACUUGGACGGGAAAACGUUCAGAAUUUACCGGCAAACAGACCAGAAACACUGGCAUUAUGACGGAUGCUGCAAUAAAUUUGUUUCCGGGAUAUGGCAGCCAAAGGACAAGUACACCCUUUUCAAAUUUAUCAAAAUGUCUGACGGCUCCUUCAAAAUUCAGUCAGUACCUAGGCGAGUGUACAUGUUUGAUGGGUAUGGUGUUAAGGGAGCACGGUCCACUUAUUUGAAUGGAAUGGACAACAUUGAUGAUGGUCACAUGCGUUUUCUCGUUACCAUGGAAACUUUAGACACUUGUAGAAUCCGCACUAAAGCAACAGGGCGCUAUCUAAGAAUGGAUAAAGAUCUACAUGUGACAUCAAUUUUGAACAUCAAGGACAGAAAUUCUUUAUUUCGAUUAGACGAAGUUCAAUGAACGUUUCUAUUUAUUGGAGAGGUCUAUUAAGACCUCUCCAUAGUGUUGGCUUUCAAACUAGGGGGAUUUAGACUAAUCUACUAAUUUUACAGCGUUAGAUUUCACUUUCUAGCGCAAACUACGGUGAGCCAGUCUAAAAUGGCCAAUGCGCUUGCGCACAAGUAAGUUUUGAAAUCCUCUAAGACGAAAAUAAUUGUUCAUUUAAAAUAAAGAAAUAUAGUGUAAUACUAUUGUUACAAAUGUUGGAAAUGGUUCACUUAUCAACAAAAUAAAUAUAUAGAUAUAUA
This is a messenger RNA of Mercenaria mercenaria, 1211 nucleotides long. RefSeq lists its product as uncharacterized. NCBI's taxonomy places the organism in Eukaryota, Metazoa, Mollusca, Bivalvia, Venerida, Veneridae. Bases 58 to 924 code for a protein of 288 amino acids. The transcript has 3 exons. The record is from RefSeq and is a predicted model, not a curated record.